This is a messenger RNA of Brassicogethes aeneus, 1185 nucleotides long. NCBI's taxonomy places the organism in Eukaryota, Metazoa, Arthropoda, Insecta, Coleoptera, Nitidulidae. The record is from the annotation of a GenBank genome assembly.
AUGUUCACAGGAUGUUCACAGGACAGUCUUCCAUCUUUACCAAUUUUACCAGCCGAUGACAAUGUUUACAUAGAAUAUUUAGAUCAAAACGAAUUUGAUUAUAGUCAAAAUCAAGAUGAGGAUGAGGAGACUGAAUAUGAGCUGGCCUCUGAAGAACAAUCUCUAACCCCAGUUGAAUCUUCAGAACAACCAAAUCGGAAAAGACCAUUUAAUAAGGAAACCGUCGUUUAUUUAAUUAAUGAUGGUCAAAACCCGAACCCCAUAACCUCAACAUCCUCCACCCUUACAGAGUUAGCCAAUAGUGACUGCGGGUUGAAUUCAUCUUUUUUAAGUUUUGUCGGUAAUAUCAGCGAUUGCAAUUUAUUAAAUAUAUUGGAAGCCGAUGCGAUUGGAAAGGCAAUCUUAAAAAAAUAUGAUAAUUGCAAGACACUAAACAGCAGAGAGCGAAACAAUUUAUGUGAAAUUAUCGUAACUUAUUUUUUAAAUAAGUCUUGCAAAUUAACGAAUGAAGCUCUUUCUGUGAUUGCCGACAAGCUUAUACUAAUAUUCCAAACAGAAAAAAAAGCCACAUAUUUUGUUGAUGCUAUUCCUAAAAAGAGAUCGCGACUAAACAGGCCCGAGAUAGCCAAAGGAAAAUUGGUGGAUAAGCAUAGGAACAAACUCACCGCCAUCAGACGAGCUCAACAAUUUGAAGCCAUACGGGCUCCAAGCCCUGACGUGCAGAAUGAAGAAAUUACGCAAAGUGCUAUAGACAGUAAAAUAUGGUUGCAAACUAAUCGGGAGCCAGUCAAUGACAUUCUGCACCACUGGAAAAAUUCUUUUUCUAUUAGAAAAAAUUCAAUUCAGCGACAGGAAAAUCUUACAGCCUUUUUGUCGGAAUGGUCCAUCCUGGAAAAUCAAAUAGCCAUUGAAUUGUUUGAUUUUACUCAAACUUAUACUGAACAUCAACCCAUCGAAAAUUUGGAACAACGAUUUGACGACUUCUUUAACAUUUUAGAAAAGCGAAGAAGUCGCCUAUCUGGCACAGAUCAAACAUUGUUAGACCUCCUGAAUGAUGAAACCCUUACUACUGAAAUAGACAACGCAAACAAAAAUGAUGUUUUGGUUCAAAAUGAUAGUAAUACGCCUUCAGCUCCAGAGACAACAUCCAAUAAAAGACAGACAAAAUUAGAUUUGACAAAUUAA